Molecule: messenger RNA, 3174 nt
Organism: Synchytrium microbalum
Lineage: Eukaryota; Fungi; Chytridiomycota; Chytridiomycetes; Synchytriales; Synchytriaceae
Exons: 4
Coding region: 1-3174 (1057 amino acids)
Biological process (GO): protein phosphorylation
Molecular function (GO): protein kinase activity; ATP binding
Source: RefSeq, a predicted model, not a curated record
AUGUUGUCCGCUCAGAAUUUAUCGCCACAUAUCACAAAGGAACAGCGACUGCUUCCAAAUCAUGCCUCUCUCAACAAGUAUGAGAUCAUACGUAUCAUGGGAGAGGGUUCAAACACUAUGGUCUAUGAAGCAUUUGAUAAGGUCGCGCAGGAAUCCGUCGCAAUAAAAAUAGUCGCCAGAGACGGCCUUCAUCACAGUCAAGAGGAACAGGUCUUGAGAGAGAUUGCAUUGCUACGCCGAUUCUCUCAUCCUCAUAUCGUACGCUUCUUGACCUUUGUCGACACUCCAACACACAUAUGUAUAGUUUUGGAGCUACUCUCCUCGGGUGAGCUUUUUGGCAAGCUACGUGAUAUGAGAUGCGGUCUACCAGAGUCCGCUGCUCGUCACGUCAUCAAACAGAUUGCUUGUGCUGUCAAGUAUCUGCACGACCGCGGAACAGUUCAUCGAGACAUCAAGCUCGAAAACAUAUUAUACCAACCAUCUACAGAAUCUGUAAACUCGAUUGCAUAUAGUGAUGCUAGAGAUGCGGCAGUUCUCGGGAUUGGAAUGGUGAAAUUGUGUGAUUUUGGUCUGUCAAAGGAAAUCUUUGAUGCCACUACACAAACCCCUUGUGGGACUAUUGGCUAUACAGCUCCAGAGAUACUACAGGACCAACAAUAUCAUUUUGAAGUAGAUAUCUGGGCAUUAGGCUGUGUAAUGUAUACAGUAUUGUGUGGCUUCCUACCAUUCUCUGACGGAGACUCUGGACGAUUGACGGACAAGAUUACACGAUGUGAAUAUACAUUUAUACAGCCAUUUUGGGAACAUGUCUCGCCUCAAGCCAAGGAUUUGAUCUCUCAAUGUCUCAAAGUACCAUCAUCCGCUCGACCCACCAUUGAUCAAUUCAUGGCUCAUCCUUGGUUUUCCAUCGAUGCUGCUAGAACAGGAGGUACAUUGCACAACCCUCUAGCUAUAAAUGAUAAUAGGUCUACCGACAUCCGAGCUCUUCCACCGACUUCACGGCCACUACCGCAGCCCUUGACGAGACAAAUCUCACCGCUCAAUCAAAUAUAUCCUCGUACCGAUAUUCGUAGUAUACCAGCUCUAGCCAGAGUAGCUGGACUCGGUGCUUCAAAGCCGCCGCCGCAUCGUACAGUCCGUCGUGUACCAAUGAAGGCAGCCCAAAUAGGUGGUCAAUGGCCAACGUUACCUGACGUAUUGAGAACGCCAAUUACAGAAGACUUGCCUAUACUCCUCAACACUCCUGAUGUCAUCUGUCCAGAAGUCGUCAAUGGUGGUAUGGUUGGUAUUCUAAAUCAAGAUACGUCCGAUAAUACCAGCAGCUCCGAAUCACGAGAACGAGAAGGAUCUCCUGUAUCUCCAUCUGUUGAAUUGUCACGACUAUCUCUCGAUACUACCCCACGACCACCUGCAGCUAGACCACCCGUGGCUCCUGUAUCAUCUGGUUUAGUAGGAGCGACGCCAGCAAAUCCACGUCGACUAGCUCAGGUCGUAUAUGAACCAUUAGCACCUGUAAGACUGUCCAAGAGGUCUGCAUCUGAUUUGAGUGCGUCCUCGAGCCAAGACGAUGAAGUCACCAGCAAUGAUAGUAUCAAUAUGAAUAUAAGUAUGGACGACAACUACAAUAUGGAUAGUGAAAGUGAUAGCAGUGAUUCUGACGAUGAUCAAAAUGCUCGUCGUGUACGUGCUCGAGCUUCAUGGACUAUUGCUCCUAUAGUAGAUGCUCCAGCCAGUGUCAACGCCUCUGCUGCUGAUACUGUAGCUCAAGCCAUGUUUGGUCAAAAUCAAGUAUCAAAUGCAUUGAUAUCUGCAUUUCCUCCAAGGAGGGCACGUGCUCGAACUGCAUCGUCACAUAAAGUAUUAUUCAAUGAACCCCAAUCAUCAGCUGUUGGUAAUAGUGGCAUGAGUGUAGGUAGUGACUGGUCUCGGUUGAGGACAACGAGUGUCCCAUCGUUGAUUACUGCUCAAGAACUGCCACCUGUCGAUCUGCAAAAUCGCGAAGCUUGGGCUGCUAUUCAACGGCGUAUGAAUAAUGCUCCAAAGGCACCCACCAUGGCUGUAUCGCUUGACGAUAUUGGUGAAGACUUUGUAUCCGCUCCACCACCUGUCGUGGAUACGGAAGAAGAUGCAUCACAAACGCCAAGGCCUCAUCUUCCAUCUGUAAAAUGGAACGAAACUGUAUCUGUACUAGGUUCAACUCCAUCAGACUGGGAUGCUUCACGACGUCGACGUCAUACAGUACAGCAUCCAUGGGCACCUCCUCGUGUUAUGUCCGAUAUAUCUCGAGAAGUUGGCGGUGAUGAUUAUGAUCUCGACGAAUCAUCCAUGACAUCUAUGCCACCAAUGCCAAUAAUGCCACCUUUGGAAUGGCUGCCACGACGAAACAGUUCAAACAGUGGCAAAUCGUUUACCGCAGCUACUACUACCGCACCAGCACCAAUAGCAGCAGCGGCAGGACCUUCUGAAUCAAUGAAUCCAGCAAACGUCAUUCCAACUCAUUUACGUCAACCACGAGCACGAGCUCGAACAACUUCAGUCAAUCGAGUACUCUUCCGAAACAAUCCGAUGUCGGCAUUAUGGAAGGAUCCCGUUACUGGCAAUGCGGAAAUGAAUGGUGGGACUAGUCCUGGUCUCAAUAGUAGUGGUUUUAGUAGUAGCAGUAGUAGUGCCCGAUCUCGAGCUAAAAGUUAUGGAGUACCAUCGUUGAUUCCAGUUGAAGAGGAAGAACAGCCAGUGAUGUCUUUGGAUGAUGUAGAUGGAUGGGCAGCAAUGCAAGCUCGAUUGAAUGCUGGGCGUAACAGAGGUGAUGCUAACAACAACCGCAACAAUAUCAACAUCAACAAUAAUCUCAACAUCAUCAGUCUCAAUAGUAACUGGGACAGGAAGAUCAGCGUGAACAACAAUAGCAAUGACAAUAACAUUAAGGAUGCCAGCAAUCACGUCGGUGGCGCUACUGUAAUGGCAAACGCAAACUCACCACCGCCAGUCCACAAAUCAUCACCACCAUCCGUCGACUCUAUAGUCAAGAAUAAUAACAACAAACCCGGUAUCCAUCCUGCACCAUUGGCUAGUCCUCCAUCUGUAAAACUUGAGGUUGCUAGUGAAGGUCGUUUCGCACUACAACUUGGGAACUCGACCAUUCUAAGUCGUCGACGACGUGAAACUCACGACUAG